AUGACAAUUACCUUCAAUUACAACAGCGGUGAAAUUGUAUCACUGCCAGCUGUCAUUGUCUCUGGUAGAACGACAAGUCAUGUCCAGAGUGGGCUCGUUCAAUUUGUGAACAAUUCCAAUAAGGUUUUUCCUCCGCAGUUCCAUGAGGUCAACAACGGCCAAUUCAAGGCUUUUGUGCAUGUAUCGCCUGGUGAAGCAAACGACUUCGAGGUACAUAUCCUAGACAAGGCACACUUGGAUCCUAACGGAUUCCCUGUGAACCACCAGAAUGUUGUUGAUCUGGGUAAACUUACGCUUUUCUUCAAUGAAUUGCCACAGAACAAGCCGGUCCACUUGUGCGUUAUCAUGGGCAGAGACUCCAACGGAACAUACGACAUGCCGAAGUACAAGGUGAACCAGGGACAAUAUGCCAACUUGGACACAGCCAUUCAAAGAAUCAAAGUGGGCGCAAGAAUGAUGCAAGCAUUUACUCAGGACGAGUUCCACCGCCUCGGUUUGAGCAACCGGUCCUUUCAGUUUGUUGAAGAGACUAAGCUGCAUCAAGGCAUCUUCGGCUACAACGUGGACUCACCUACACCACAUAAAGAGGUGAAGGUGCAUGUCUUGCGCUCACCCAAGACGGUUGCCGAGUUGAGAGACCCCAAUGUCGCUCAACAAAACCCGGACGCUAAAGACAAGGGCUGGUUGUUCAGCCAUGCCAUUGACUUGAUCAAAAACACCCCCGACAUCAUUGGUCCUUACAAACAAACCAACACUGCCGUGCAGUGUGCUGUCAUAUAUUUGGACUCGACCUGGGCCAACAAAAAAUACAUCACCACUCACGCUGCUCUUGGAGGUGGCACAGGCGAAGUCAAACUAGCCAUUUUCGGCUCCCACGGCCUCCACGCCUACCCUUACACUUUCCCACAAAUUGCAACAACACUCACAGACGGUACAAAACUUUCCAUAAAUGAAGUUGCCAACGACUGCAACCAGUGUGGAACAACAUGGGAAUGUCACAAUAUCUGCUUAGGUGCAUUUAUGCACGAGAUUGGCCAUCUGUUCGGUCUGCCUCACCAGACUGACGGAGUUAUGCUUCGUGACUACAUGUGGUGGAACAGAUCUUUCGUCACUAGGGAAGUAAGAUGUCUUCGUGACGGCUCCAACGGUAGAAUCAUCAAUCCGGAUGGCCUGUGGCCAAAGGAAUGUCACUGGAAUAUCCGUGAUCUCAUUCGUUAUUUCUACCAUGAUUCGUUUUCCAUUCCCGUUGAUGAAAGUGAUCAAUCAUUCCCUAAAAGUCACACUACAACCAUGAAACCUGAUAAUCUGUACCUGAACGGCGAAGUCCCAUUGCUGUACCCAGUUGGGGAAGGCAUAGUCAACAUCAAGUCUGAAGCAGGUAUUUUCAUGAUUGAGCUUGUGGAUCAAGACUUGGCUCGUCACCACACCACCUUUUAUCCCAAAUCCUAUGGGGGCCAGGGUCUUCAGCACGAGAUCACUCUUGACUACAACCAAUGUCUCAGAGAUAUCAGACUGCAGAAGCAGGAUGCCAGUGCCAACUUCUCGGUCAGAGUGUUGUCUGUCGCUGGUGACUUGUGGAUCCCAGACUUCAAGAAGCACGCGCAUCUGGCGAAUACUAUCAAGAGCGAUUUUGGUCUUGGACGUGGCACCUUAAAUGGUAUCAAGAGUGCUUUGCUUGGCUCAGAAAAGGGAGAAAUGAAGUAUAUUGGUUUUGAUGCAAAGGGCAUCUAUAAGGUGAGAGUUUACCACGGCGGUGCUUUGGACGGCUUCACUAUUUUCUACAACUCCAGUUCUGGUCAAGAGGAAAAACCACCGGUUCCACCCAGAAAUGGCGGUCUCAAUAAACUCAUGAACAAAUUCCACAUCCUGGAUCUGGGCUCUUCUGGUGGUAGUGGGGGUGGACAGGUUACUCUUGGCAACAAGAAGCCUCACUACACAGACUUUGACUUGCAGCCGGGUGAAACUGUGGAGAAGUUCACGUUUAGAAAUGGCCAAUGGUCGUACCUCGGCCAUGUUGGGUAA
Candidozyma pseudohaemuli is the source of this 2022-nucleotide messenger RNA. Its product is annotated as putative metalloendopeptidase. The transcript has 2 exons. The record is from RefSeq and is a predicted model, not a curated record. Gene Ontology annotation, cellular component: cytoplasm. NCBI's taxonomy places the organism in Eukaryota, Fungi, Ascomycota, Pichiomycetes, Serinales, Metschnikowiaceae. Bases 1 to 2022 code for a protein of 673 amino acids.